AUGGAUGAUGGUGACCUAUCGAUGUUUCCAUGUCCUUGUGAUUAUCAGGUCUGUCUAUGGUGCUUGAAACGAAUUCAGGAUGAAAACAACAAGUGUCCGCUCUGUCGUCGGGACUAUGAUGAGAGUGCCUUCCGCAAAAUACCGAGGCCUAAAAAACUGGAGAACAAAAAUCGAACUGGAGGAGGCGGUACGGCUAUUGGAGGAGGCGGUACAACUAUUGGAGGAGGUUCAUCUGCCAAUGAUCUGGUACCGAUGGGACAUCUGUCGCAUCACGCCGCGGGUGUACCAGUGGUGUGUAGACUGUACUUUUGUCCGCCGCAUUUACUCAAUCCUUCUUUGCUCGCAGAAUUUCGCUACAUGGCUAAGUACGGACGCUUAAUUUCCAUUUGUAUAAGCACUUACAAAAAUAUAGACACAGCCUUUGUGCUAUACGCAGACGAUGAGGCGGCACAACUGGCGCUAUGUGAUAUCAACAAGGCCGCUUCCACCGAUCAAGGAGGUCGGGACUUGGACCGUGGUGAACAAGGACGGAGCAAGAAGGAUAUCCGGCUACACAUCGGUGCCGCGAGACAUUGCCUCUUCACGCUGAAAGGCACCACCUGUCCUAACGAGGGUUGCUGCCCCUUUAUCCACGUCCAACGUCAUUCUAAAACCUUCUGGAAACCGCGGUCCGAUGAACCCACUAUCGACCGCACGGAUAUGCCCCAUAUCAGAAGACUCAUCCUUAACCCCAACGUUGGUUCCUUCUUCGGCAAGACCUACAAAGAAGUCCUGACCGAAAUCGGAGCUCUCCGUAAUGCCGGGAGCAAUGCUGGUGGAGUCGGGAACACCGACAGGAUGGCAAACGACAAAUCUGACCGCGGAGCUGCAGGUGAGGAGACCAGAGAGGGAGAUAGCCAUGAAGGCGGUGGCGGCGAUCAGGGCUUUACGGUACGACGAGGUUGGGACACUCGUGCUCCGGCGGCGGUGACGGACACAUUGCGUCGAGACGACCCACUCUUCCCCGCACUCGACGCCGUCGCACCCAUACCUGCUACCGCCACUGCCACCGUCACCGCCGAACCACCCGCCAAACCACCCGUCAAGAAGAACAAGACCGCCCGCGCAGCGGAAUCGAAGUUUGUUAAUCCGUUCCAAGACAUCCAUCGCAAGCCGGACAGCACCGAACGGCAACCACGAAGUCUAUCCCGCUCCACAGGCGGCGACCAGGCCCCAACCGACAUCCGGGGUUCCGAGACCCGGGGUGCUACUGGGGUUCUGGAACCGGGCGGUAAAGACGGCGCCGGCGCCGGCAGGUUACGGGAUGCGACGCAGGAAGUGGUAAGGGAUGCUGCCAAAGAAGUGGCGAAGGAGGUUUCCAAGGAGGUCGUUAAGGAAGUGUCGAAGGAGGUGGCCAAGGAGGCCUUUUCCGCUCCCGCUUUCUCCAGAGAGGGGAACACAAGAGAAGGAAACGCCAUAGAAGGGAACGCGAGACAAGCAUUUCCGAGAGAAACAUUUUCGAGAGACGAACAAGACCUUCGAGGUACGGCGACCGAGAGCUCAGCGUUCCGCGACAGACGUCAAAAGUUCGACUUGGACGCACAACACAGUCUGUACUACGAGAAGAUGCGGGAACCUUAUAGGCUUUAUGGCCAUCCUCAACAAGACAAGUACGCCUAUGGGGACCUAAUGAAAAAGGAUCCUAGACAGGGGGUAGCCUAUAAUACUUCGUACAAAGACAAUUUGCACAAAGACCACUCCAUGUACAGGGACCUGCAAGGCCGGAUCCUGCAAGACCUACAGGGCCGGGACCCGCCGGGCAAGGCGUAUGAGGAGCCCACGGCGUAUAGAGAGUCAUUGUUUAAAGACUCGAUGGGCGAAGUGAAGAGUCUGUACCGGAAGUCGGCCCGGAAGGAUGGUGAUUUGAAGACGGAUCCGUUCCCACGGGGCGAGUUUGUUUUCAUUCCGCCACCGCCAGCGGCUUGUUUUGGGGAACCGAUUCUGCAGCAUCUGUCUCGUACCAAGUUGGAUGCUGUCCAGACGGGAGGUGACGGCGUGUUGCCGGGGGCGCCUCCUGGCUUCUCAGGUCCUCCACCAGGUCUGUCGCCGCCUCCUGGGAUCGCUGGACCAAGUAUUGGGACCGCCGGACUGGGCACGUCUUCCGGACUCGUUACCGCCCCACCACUCGGCACCGCGACUGGAUUGGGAUCUCCUGGAUCGGCCUCUCCUGGACUGGGAGCUCCCGGACUGGGAGCUCCCGGACUGGGGGUGCCUGGACUGGGGGCUCCUGGACUGGGAGCGCCCACGGCCCCGCCGGGCAUGGGGGCUUCCAAGAUGGUUGACGAGGGCGACAUGAACGGUGUCCUCAAUGGCUCGGGAGAUCUCUUCGGCUGGGACACUUACGAGGAACCGGGCACGCAAUGGCUCGACGGCCUCCUCAACCUCCACCUCGGAAAGACGCAACAGCCCUCCUUCGUCUCCUCCACAGACUUCGAAUGGAACCGACCAAGUCCCGACCAAAUCGUUGCCCGACUUCUCGCGCCGCAACGCAACCUCCCGCCGCCCGGACGACCCGGGGCCUCCCAAGCGCCCGUUGCCAACAAUGCCUGGCACUGCAACCCUCCUCCGUAA
Gregarina niphandrodes is the source of this 2610-nucleotide messenger RNA. Its product is annotated as zinc finger, C3HC4 type (RING finger) protein. Gene Ontology annotation, cellular component: CCR4-NOT complex. The transcript has a single exon. NCBI's taxonomy places the organism in Eukaryota, Apicomplexa, Conoidasida, Eugregarinorida, Gregarinidae. Bases 1 to 2610 code for a protein of 869 amino acids. The record is from RefSeq and is a predicted model, not a curated record. Gene Ontology annotation, molecular function: ubiquitin-protein transferase activity. Gene Ontology annotation, biological process: protein ubiquitination.